This is a messenger RNA of Panthera uncia (snow leopard), 1003 nucleotides long. Its product is annotated as olfactory receptor 13C7-like. Gene Ontology annotation, cellular component: membrane. Gene Ontology annotation, biological process: G protein-coupled receptor signaling pathway. The record is from RefSeq and is a predicted model, not a curated record. Gene Ontology annotation, molecular function: G protein-coupled receptor activity; olfactory receptor activity. NCBI's taxonomy places the organism in Eukaryota, Metazoa, Chordata, Mammalia, Carnivora, Felidae.
UUAAAAUGGAAGUGGGCAACCAAUCUGUUGUAGUGGGAUUUGUCUUGCUGGGGCUGUCAGAUCAGCCAAAGCUUGAGAAAACGUUUUUUGUGUUCAUCCUGUUGAUGUACAUGGUGAUCCUGCUGGGCAAUGGGGUCCUCAUCCUGGUGACCAUCCUUGACUCCCGCCUGCACACGCCCAUGUACUUCUUCCUGGGGAACCUCUCCUUCCUAGACAUCUGCUACACAACCUCAUCCAUCCCCCUCGUCUUGGAUGGCUUCCUCACUCCCAGGAAAACCAUCUCCUUCUCAGGCUGUGCCAUGCAGAUGUUCCUCUCCUUUGCCAUGGGAGCCACAGAGUGUGUGCUUCUGGGCAUGAUGGCAUUUGAUCGCUAUGUGGCCAUCUGUAACCCCCUUAGGUACCCUGUGGUCAUGAGCAAGGCUGUCUAUGUGCCCAUGGCUAUCAGCUCCUGGGUGGCUGGUGGAGCCAACUCCUUGGUGCAGAUCUCUCUUGCAGUACAAUUACCCUUCUGUGGGGACAAUGUCAUCAACCACUUCACCUGUGAGAUCCUGGCUGUCCUGAAGUUGGCCUGUGCUGACAUCUUCAUCAAUGUGAUCAGUAUGGGGGUGGCCAAUGUGAUCUUCCUGGGGGUCCCAGUUCUGUUUAUCUCCGUCUCUUAUGUCUUCAUCAUUGCUACCAUCCUGAGGAUCCCUUCAGCUGAGGGGAGGAAAAAGGCCUUUUCUACCUGCUCUGCCCACCUCACUGUGGUGGUCAUCUUCUAUGGAACCAUUCUUUUCAUGUACGCAAAGCCCAAAUCCAAGGACCCCCUGGGGGCAGAUAAGCAGGACCUUUCAGACAAGCUUAUAUCCCUCUUCUAUGGAGUGCUGACUCCCAUGCUCAACCCCAUCAUCUACAGUCUCAGAAACAAGCAUGUGAAGGUCGCUGUGAAGACUCUGGUGAGUCAGAAAUGCUUUGCCUAGUGAGAGUAGGGGGAAGCAGCAUACCUUGUGGCUCUGUGCACACA